AUGUCACGAUUGAGACUCUAUCUACGCAUCUUCACAUGCAUCGGUCUGGCGAAUUUGGGAUAUAUACUAAUAUGGACAGCACGCGUCUAUUUCAUCGAACAGUACUACUGCCAUCAACUACAUCCCCUUGGGCCGGACGGAGUUUUACCAGUAUGUAUCAACGAUACAGACGUCCAAGCAGCACUCGCAAAAACGACCGGACUCUACGAUGCGUUAGCAUCAGUUCCAGGUCUGAUUCUGACCGCUCCCUACGCAAUGACAACCAGCAAAGACAAGAAAUGGGCAGUCAUUCGACUUGGUGUGCUCGGCCAGGUUCUUGCGGCCAUCCUCCUCAGUCUCGUCGUCAUCUGGAGUUCUGUCAUUGGGAUUUCGUGGAUUCUUCUCGCACCGCUCUUUGAUAUUUUCGGUGGGGGCAUCAUGGUGUCUCUAUCUUUGAUAUAUUCUACGCUAGCAGAGGACGUGGAUCCUGAUGAGCUUUCGGCGUUACUCUUUCGACUCAUGGCGUUUGAGAUGACGUGUGGGUUUCUAGCCACCUUGCUUGCUUCGCAGCUGCUACGAUAUAGUCCCUGGCUUUUGGUUACUAUUGGGAUCUUGACCAUUGGGCUGGGAAUCCCGAUGACUUAUCUCAGCAAGCCAGAUCGGGUGGAAAUCAGUGUCGAAGACGUCAAGGAAACCAUCGAUGGAUAUGUCGAUGAUGCUGCUGUAGAAGGCUGUGACAUUGCAGGAACGAGGGCAUCCGGAGUAUAUUCCACAGACUCACUGCAAGACCAAUGCUACGACACGAGCACGCCACUGCUUGGUCACCCCGCAAAACCACACUCAUUCUGGCAUGCGCUGGUCUAUUCCUACAAGGCAUUCUGGGAUAUCAUCAAGGGCGACGCAUUAAUGUUCAACACCGUUCUGAUUGCGUUUUUGAAUAGUUGGUCCGUUUCCAUACAAGUCAUCUUCGUACCUUGGGCAUCACAGGCAUACGCAUGGUCMGUCGCCGACAGCACGAGUCUGCAAGCGGGAUCAUUCGCCAUUUCUUCUGUGGCACUUCUCGCUUUCCGUUGGGUGGAGCAAAAAGUUCGCGGCCAUGAUGACCACCAACAACAAAUCCCGGGGACUGAACGGCGGCGGCCGGUGGAUCUCUGGGCGACCAAGACUAGWCUGAUAAUCAGCGCAGUGGGGAUUUGUGCCGUUGGUAUGUCGACGACCUCGACUUCGUAUAUUGGAGCUAUGUGUUUUUACAGUCUUGGAGCGGGCGUACGGGUUGGCUUGCAGAGUUUUGCGAGCAGUACGGUGAAUCUCAAUGGAGCUUCCUCAACCAAUUUGAAUGUGGUAUUCACUGGGAUUGCCAUGGCUAUGAGCGUGGGAGAUAUACUCGGGACGGCGUGCUGGAGUCAGGUCUUUUCGUGGCUGGCUCAGAGAGGGCAGGGGAUUUCUCCUGCUGUUGAAUACCUCUACUGUGGUUUGGUGUUGGUUGCUGCAUUGGUGAUUACAUGGCGACUGGAGGCACUCAGUGCAAGGAGGAAUGGUGGUUGA
This is a messenger RNA of Ramularia collo-cygni, 1524 nucleotides long. RefSeq lists its product as uncharacterized. The record is from RefSeq and is a predicted model, not a curated record. Gene Ontology annotation, cellular component: membrane. The transcript has a single exon. Gene Ontology annotation, biological process: transmembrane transport. NCBI's taxonomy places the organism in Eukaryota, Fungi, Ascomycota, Dothideomycetes, Mycosphaerellales, Mycosphaerellaceae. Bases 1 to 1524 code for a protein of 507 amino acids. Gene Ontology annotation, molecular function: transmembrane transporter activity.